ACUGGAGAGAAAACCCACAUUGGCGUUGAAGAUGAGGCGGGCAACACAAACACUAUGGCCGAAUCUGCUGUGCAAUCGAGUAUUUCUCAUAUUUUUGCGGGUUCAAGCAAAAUGGUUGAANCACAUUGGCGUUGAAGAUGAGGCGGGCAACACAAACACUAUGGCAGAAUCUGCUGUGCAGUCAGGUAUUUCACUUAUUUUUGCGGGCUCAAGCAAAAUGGUUGAAGGGAGCCAUGGUGAUGGAGUAUUCGGCGCCUCUCAUGGCGUUGACCCAAGUAAUUUCAGUGCACAAGGAGGAACUAGAAAGGAUAGGGAGGCGUUGCCCAGCGUAACUUGUACGCCAAAGAAGGGGCAGCCAGGUCUGGCAGAAGCUGCCCAGGUCGCGGCUAGGCAAGCACCGAAGGCCAGCGAGUACGCGACAGACGGGGCUAUCCAGAACGCGGGUCUGCCUAGUUUUUGA
Ilex paraguariensis (yerba mate) is the source of this 460-nucleotide messenger RNA. The record is from the annotation of a GenBank genome assembly. Lineage: Eukaryota; Viridiplantae; Streptophyta; Magnoliopsida; Aquifoliales; Aquifoliaceae.